GCAGAAUUAAAAAUAUUGAAAUUUAUAAUUUGCAAUCAAAUGAAUUUCAGCUCAAAAUAUCAGUAUCGAAAUUUCUCUUCAAAGAUACAAUUGCUACUAUGGAUCUUGCAUGUAUUGAAAUCCCAAGAACUGUGCAAAAUUAA
This is a messenger RNA of Diversispora eburnea, 143 nucleotides long. Lineage: Eukaryota; Fungi; Glomeromycota; Glomeromycetes; Diversisporales; Diversisporaceae. The record is from the annotation of a GenBank genome assembly.